ACACAACUUGCAAGCUCAAUACAAACACCACAUCACCCCACCACCGACCGCCGCCGUCAAAUGUCCACGAAACCCAAAUCCCGUUGGGACGACGACACCGAAGCCACCGCCGCAGAACUCGCGCGUCUGAAAGCCGAAAAGGCCGCCCGCAAAGCUCUGAAAUCCCAGCAAAAGAAGAAACAAUUACAAUCCGCCGCCGCCGACGGGGGCAGCAGCGCGGCACCUCCCUCCCCACCGGCACCCAAGCGACGAAAACUCGACCGCAGUGAUGAGUCUAAUGCCGGAGACGAGGACGAAGCAAAGUUAAAACUCCUCCGCUUCAGCGCCCCGGCGAUAACGCCCUGUGCGCACGUGGACUGGUACGAGAAGCUGAACCAUAUCGAGGAGGGUUCUUAUGGUGUUGUGUCGCGGGCGCGGGACUCGCGGACGGGCGAGAUCGUCGCGUUGAAGAGGCUGAAGUUGGAGAGGGAGACGGAUGGGUUCCCCAUUACUAGCCUUCGAGAGAUACAGACACUUAUGGCGGCGCGGCAUGAGAAUGUGGUUAAUCUUCGGGAGGUGGUUGUUGGGGGGACUCUCAAAGACGUGUUUAUAGUAAUGGACUUUAUAGAACACGAUUUGAAGACCCUCUCGGAGGACAUGCAGGAGCCGUUCUUGCAAUCUGAGGUCAAGACGUUGAUGCUGCAGCUUGUAUCUGCUACAGCGCUGAUGCAUAGUCGGUGGAUUGUGCAUCGCGAUUUGAAGACUUCUAAUCUACUCAUGAAUAAUCGCGGUCAGAUUAAAGUCGCAGACUUUGGUCUUGCGCGGUACACCGGCGAUCCGAUGCCGCCGCUGACACAAUUGGUUGUUACACUAUGGUACCGAUCACCAGAAUUACUCCUGGGAGCAAAAGAAUACGGGACUACAGUGGACAUGUGGAGUAUCGGGUGUAUCUUCGGAGAGCUGUUAUUAAAGGAGCCGUUGUUAAGGGGGAAGAACGAGGUAGACCAGUUAGCCAAGAUCUUUGACCUCUGCGGCACCCCAACAGACGCUAGCUGGCCAACCUUCCGCAAACUUCCCAAUGCCAAGUCCCUUAAAAUUCCUAAAUCAAACCUCCCACCGCAGUCUAAAAUCCGCACAAAAUUCCCCUUACUAACCUCCCUGGGCAUCGACCUAAUGUCCCGCCUGCUAACCCUCGACCCUGCCCAACGCAUCUCGGCGGAAGAGGUGUUGAAGCACCCCUACUUCAAGGAGGAUCCCAGACCGAAGAGCACAGAAAUGUUCCCGACGUUUCCUAGUAAGGCUGGUCAGGAGAAGCGGCGGCGGUGGGAUAGUCCGAGCGCGCCGGUUAGGGGCGGGGAGGCGCCGAGCUUGGGGGAUUUGGGGGAUUUGGGGGGGUUGUUUGGAGGGAGGGAGGAGGAAGCUGUUGGGGCUGGAUUCAGUCUUCGGAUGGGGAGGUAGUGGUAAUGGGGUGUACGACGGUACCGUAUUAAUGUGGUGGAUGUGAAUGGCUUUCCUCUAGGGGUGUAGAGAUACAUGGUGUUAUCUAGAUAAUAGAAUACAUCUAAGUACCAUUGA
Molecule: messenger RNA, 1554 nt
Organism: Tuber melanosporum (Perigord truffle)
Lineage: Eukaryota; Fungi; Ascomycota; Pezizomycetes; Pezizales; Tuberaceae
Exons: 3
Coding region: 61-1437 (458 amino acids)
Biological process (GO): regulation of mitotic cell cycle; protein phosphorylation
Cellular component (GO): nucleus
Molecular function (GO): ATP binding; cyclin-dependent protein serine/threonine kinase activity
Source: RefSeq, a predicted model, not a curated record